Molecule: messenger RNA, 417 nt
Organism: Effrenium voratum
Lineage: Eukaryota; Dinophyceae; Suessiales; Symbiodiniaceae
Source: the annotation of a GenBank genome assembly
AUGAACGAGGAGCAGCGCGAGAAGCAAGGCCCUUGCCUGGGACUGCGCCUGGUGGAGGGCAUGAGUGGCAUUGCCCUGAAGAUAGCUGAGCGGAUGAAUCCGGAGGAUCUGGCCAAGCCGACAGAGGCGCUCCUGAAGACGCUGGCUGGCGACCAGGACAAGGCAUCGGCCUACAUGGUGCAUCGGGCCCUCACAGCCAUCCACACCGGCAACAGUGUGGACCAAUGGAGCUUGGUGCCGGCGUGUCAGGAGGUGGUGCUGGUGGAUGAUCACGACCCAGAAGAGGAGCUGCUUUUGCUCGCGCUCAACGCGAUGGCCACUCAUGGGACGGAUGCCUACUACUUCCAGAGGAAAUGCAAGGACUGUGGAUCAGUCUGGGUCACUAUGGCCCUGGCAAGGAGCGCGGAACCCAUCUGA